CGAGCCAUGGCGCUGGGGCUGCAGCGCGCCAGGUCGAGCACGGAGCUGCGCAAGGAGAAGUCCCGGGAUGCGGCCCGCAGCCGGCGCAGCCAGGAGACCGAAGUGUUAUACCAGCUGGCGCACACUCUGCCCUUCGCGCGCGGCGUCAGCGCGCACCUGGACAAGGCUUCCAUCAUGCGCCUGACCAUCAGCUACCUGCGCAUGCACCGGCUCUGCGCCGCUGGGGAGUGGAGCCAGCCGGGGGUCGAGGGAGAGCCCCUGGAUGCCUGCUACCUGAAGGCUCUGGAGGGCUUCGUCAUGGUGCUCACGGCUGAGGGUGACAUGGCCUACCUGUCGGAGAAUGUCAGCAAACACCUGGGCCUCAGUCAGCUGGAGCUCAUUGGACACAGUGUCUUUGACUACGUCCACCCCUGUGACCAAGAGGAACUGCAGGACGCCCUGACGCCACGGCAGAGCUUGUCCAGGAAGAAGCCAGAGGCCCCGACGGAGCGGAACUUCUCCUUGCGUAUGAAGAGCACCCUGACCAGCCGUGGCCGCACCCUCAACCUCAAGGCAGCCACCUGGAAGGUGCUACACUGCUCCGGACACAUGCGGGCCUACAGGCCCCCGGCUCAGACCUCCCCAACCGGGAGCCCCCGUUCAGAGCCGCCCCUGCAGUGCCUGGUGCUCAUCUGUGAAGCCAUCCCCCACCCCGGCAGCCUGGAGCCGCCGCUGGCCCGGGGGUCCUUCCUCAGCCGCCACAGCCUGGACAUGAAGUUCACCUACUGCGACGAGAGGAUCGCAGAGGUCGCCGGCUACAGCCCUGAUGACCUGAUUGGCUGCUCGGCCUACGAGUAUAUCCACGCGCUGGACUCGGAUGCCGUCAGCAAGAGCAUCCACACUUUGCUGAGCAAGGGCCAGGCAGUAACGGGGCAAUAUCGCUUCCUGGCCCGGAGCGGUGGCUACCUGUGGACCCAGACCCAGGCCACAGUGGUGUCAGGGGGCCGGGGUCCCCAGUCCGAGAGCAUCAUCUGCGUCCACUUCCUAAUCAGCCGGGUGGAGGAGACCGGAGUGGUGCUGUCCCUGGAGCAGACGGAGCGACACUCCCGCAGACCCCAUCAACAGAGCGUCCCCUCUCAGACGGAUGGUCCUGCCUCUGGGGAUAGUCGUGACCGACCUGGUCCCCGGAUCCUGGCCUUCCUGCACCCCCCUGCCCUGAGCGAAGCUGCGCUGGCCGCUGAUCCCCGCCGUUUCUGUAGCCCUGACCUCCGCUGCCUCCUGGCGCCCAUUCUGGAUGGGGCUUCGGUUGCAGCUGCCACCCCCAGCACACAGCCAGCUAGGCGGCGUCCCCAGAGCCCUCUUCCGGCUGAUCUCCCAGAUCAACUGCUUGUGGGCAUGGAGAAUGCACACAGACCCUUGGUGACCCGGAAAACCCUGGAGGCAAAGGAGACAGAUCUAGAGGUAGCCCAGGAUGCCAAUGGCCUGGAUUUGGAAAUGCUGGCUCCAUACAUCUCCAUGGACGAUGACUUCCAGCUCAGCUCCUGUGACCAGCUAUCCAGAGCCUACCACAAACCUGCAGGGACUGUCCCCCGGCCCCGCGCACGGAGCUUCCAUGGCCUGUCGCCUCCGACCCCAGAGGCCUCUGUACUGCCCCGCUGGGGCAGUGACCCCCGGCUGAGCUGCUCUAGCCCUUGCAGAAGAGACGCCUCGGUGUCCUCCCCUGUGCCCAGGGCUCAGAAGAGGACCCUGGCCCCAAGCUCUGAGGAUGAGGCUGAAGGGGUGGAGCUGCUGGGAGUGAGACCCCCAAAACGACCCCCGGGGCCAGAACCCAACAACUUUCUGCUGCCUCCGCUCAGCCUGAGUUUUCUUUGGCCGGGAGGACCUGUCCUAGGACGCCAGCAGGAGCCCAGCACCCCCCUCCAGGACCUGAAUGAGUGUCUGGGCCUGGGUCCCUCACUGCUCUCUCACUACCCAGUGGAGGAUGCCGCCCCAUCCAGGAGCCUCUUCCAGCCUGCAGCAGGCUCAGCCCGUGCCCACUGAGCCACCCCCUCACGUCUCACCUCCCUUCUCCUCCCGCCCCACCACAGGACCUCAGCCACACUCCAAGCCUUCAGCCAACGCACAGGACGGGGACCCCCAUCUCUGAAUGGCCCCCUCCACCAGCCUCGGGCCUACCUCAGCCCCACCCCCCCCAUGUGCUCCCACUGUUGAGGGGGCUUGUGGGGUGGUCUCAGCUCAGUGACCUCUGGGAGGGGGUCCUCAGCCCCCUCCUCCCUUCUCAGGAUUUCCCUUGGGGCUCCCUGGUUACCUCAUCACCCUUCCUCUAACUCUCUGGGCUAUAUUUUGGGGAACAAGGGGGGUGGACUGGGGCACAGAUAGGUGUUUGUUUGUUUGUGUCCUUCUUUGGUUUUGAUUUUUCUUGUCUUCAUGCUAUGGUUUGCAUCACCAUGAAUUACCUAAGGCCCAUAUUCAUGUGGGAUUCCGGCCUCCCUUCCUC
Ochotona curzoniae (black-lipped pika) is the source of this 2476-nucleotide messenger RNA. RefSeq names its product hypoxia inducible factor 3 subunit alpha (gene HIF3A). Lineage: Eukaryota; Metazoa; Chordata; Mammalia; Lagomorpha; Ochotonidae. The transcript has 15 exons. Bases 7 to 2019 code for a protein of 670 amino acids. The record is from RefSeq and is a predicted model, not a curated record. Gene Ontology annotation, biological process: cellular response to hypoxia; regulation of transcription by RNA polymerase II. Gene Ontology annotation, molecular function: protein dimerization activity; RNA polymerase II transcription regulatory region sequence-specific DNA binding; DNA-binding transcription factor activity, RNA polymerase II-specific.